AUGCUAUUUAACAAAGAUGCCGACAAGGAAAAGAUUGAGUUUCGGCUUCGUAGCGACUCCAAGAAGAUGCCCAAUCUGCACGACCUCGGCCGGCUGCUCGGACUCUCCAACCGACUGAAAGAGAUGGGUACCUCAUUUACUAGUAAUGGUAAGAUGCAGACGUACGGGAACCCUCCACUGCAUGAAGAUCUCGAGCAGAUGCUACAUGGAGGUGUUGAGUAUGAUGAGCUAUGGCAUGCUUUCUUUAAUGGAAGGAAUCACGUAGUGGAAACCCAACUUUGGCCUAUUCUGCGCGUUCUGAAGAGGAUGCUACAGAACGAAGGUAUCGCGUUCGACGACCACCACACACGACUAGAUUACGGCUCGGCUCUUCCGAAGCUCAUCCGACUAAGCGAUCAGUACGACUUACUACGUGACGAGUGGUUUGAGAAGACUCUGAGCGACAUCCAUCCCGCACUGCGCUGGCACCAGGCUCCGGCACACGUGGGAGUGCCUAUAACACCAACGAUCAAGGGUCGGUUGUUCACCAAGGAUAAACUUCCCGAGAACGAGAUCGCUCGUAAGAAGAGCCGCCGAGCGAAGUGCCUCACGAUAAUUGCGGAGAAGCAGUCAGGCUUGCAUAAAGGACUCGGUCCAACCAUUAGAGAAGCAGAAGACACGUAUCUGUCACCACCGGACAGGCCUGAAGAAAUGGUCAGCACUACUAUCUCGAUACUGACUACAAGCUAUGAACCAGCUUCUGCGUAUCCAGAUGGAUUGACGACGGCUGGACCAUUACUCAUUCAUGGUUCCAGCCCGCUACAAUGUGCCAACACAGCAAGUAUGCUACUCGUAGACGAUGCUGCUGAUACACGGACAAAUAGCACAGAGAGCUCCGCGAACAGAGAGCUCCUCCGCUGCGGGCCACAACAAUGUGGACACGCCGGAGUGUUGGGAUGGUUGGUAGAGGAUGAACGUCGACGUACAGAGAACCGUCAACGGCACGCUGACGAAGAGCAGCAGCGCGCCUACGUGCCGGGUGCAGAAGAGGAGAAGAAUACUUCCAGCAAGAAGAACAAGCGGAGCAAGCGCAUCAGGAAAUGGCUCCGAAUAAUUUUUGGCUUGAAGAAACAUGGUGAGCAGCAAUAA
Messenger RNA from Didymella exigua CBS 183.55, 1128 nucleotides. RefSeq lists its product as uncharacterized. Lineage: Eukaryota; Fungi; Ascomycota; Dothideomycetes; Pleosporales; Didymellaceae. The record is from RefSeq and is a predicted model, not a curated record. The coding region runs from base 1 to 1128 and encodes 375 amino acids. The transcript has a single exon.